Hermetia illucens (black soldier fly) is the source of this 3752-nucleotide messenger RNA. It is a transcript of the gene Grp170, whose product is annotated as hypoxia up-regulated protein 1. Lineage: Eukaryota; Metazoa; Arthropoda; Insecta; Diptera; Stratiomyidae. Gene Ontology annotation, biological process: endoplasmic reticulum unfolded protein response; cellular response to hypoxia; negative regulation of hypoxia-induced intrinsic apoptotic signaling pathway. Gene Ontology annotation, molecular function: ATP binding; ATP-dependent protein folding chaperone. Gene Ontology annotation, cellular component: endoplasmic reticulum chaperone complex. The transcript has 4 exons. Bases 201 to 2954 code for a protein of 917 amino acids. The record is from RefSeq and is a predicted model, not a curated record.
UUCUCCCAUCAAAAAGUACACUGAGUACACGUCAGUGGAAAUUUGUGUGGAGAUAGUUGUUUGCCUGACGGUUCCCUGCUCCUGUUUUGCGGUUUUUAUACGAAUCCCCGCUGAAAUCAACACAGAAAAAUAGUCCAGCGGUCGAGGAGGAAGCCGCUCGCUGUCUAGUGUGUUAAGUUUGUAGUGAAAAUUAGAUCAAUAUGACGCGGAUAUCACUGCUUCCAGCCGGAAGCACCAUUACUUUACUAUUACUUCUAUCAUUAUUAAAUAUUUUCCAAAUAUCUCAUGGAGCCGCCGUGAUGUCUAUAGAUUUGGGUAGUGAAUGGGUGAAAGUGGGCGUGGUCUCACCGGGAGUGCCAAUGGAAAUUGCUUUGAACAAAGAGUCAAAGAGGAAAACACCAAGUAUUCUCGCAUUCCGCGAUGGUGUUCGCACAUUCGGUGAGGAUGCAGCUUCGAUAGGAGUCAGAUUCCCAGCGAACGCGUACUUUUAUUUGACGGAUUUAUUGGGAAAGACGGUGGAUAAUCCAAUUGUGCAGUUGUACAGAAACCGAUUCCCCUACUACGACAUUGUGCCGGAUGAGGAGAGGAAUACUGUGGUCUUUAAGAGUGGCGACGAUCUAUAUAAAGUUGAAGAGCUGGUCGCGCAAAUCUUGUUGAAAGCUAAAGAGUUUGCAGAGGACUCAACAGGUCAACAAAUCACUGAAUGCGUUAUAAUCGUUCCUGGCUUCUUCGGACAGUCAGAGCGUGCCGCUGUCAUUACCGCCGCCCAACUGGCUAAUGUUAAGGUGCUUCAACUGAUCAACGACUACACAGCCGUUGCCCUGAAUUUCGGUGUUUUCCGCCGCGGUCAAAUCAAUGAAACCGCUCAGUAUUAUAUUUUCUACGAUAUGGGUGCCCAGAAAACUUCAGCAGCCGUGGUAAGCUAUCAACUUGUGAAGGACAAAGCCACUCGCGAGACCAACCCAGUUAUCCAGAUUUUGGGUGUCGGUUACGAUCGUACUUUGGGCGGGUUGGAUAUUCAAUUGCGACUGCGUGACUUCCUCGCCAAAGAAUUCAAUAAAAUGGGAAAGACCAAAACAGAUGUCACCAAGAAUCCACGAGCUCUGGCGAAGCUUUUUAAGGAGGCUGGACGUCUGAAGAACGUGCUGAGUGCGAAUGCUGACCAUUAUGCGCAGAUUGAGAAUUUGAUCGAAGAUCAUGAUUUCAGGUUGCAAGUUACAAGAGAACAAUUGAAUGAGUUAUGCUCGGAUCUUUGGCCCAGAGUGCAGAAGCCUUUGGAGCAAGCCCUGAAAAUGGCUGGACUGUCAAUGGAUGUGAUUGAACAAGUGAUUCUGUUUGGAGGCGGCACCAGAGUGCCAAAGGUUCAGGAGAUAUUGAAGGGUGUGAUAAAGCAAGAUCUUGGGAAGAGUUUGAAUGCUGACGAAGCGGCAACUAUGGGUGCUGUCUACCGAGCUGCUGACUUGGCUACGGGCUUUAAGGUUAAGAAAUUCAUCAUCAAGGAUGCAGUGUUAUUCCCAAUCCAGGUGGUGUUUGAACGCGAACUGGGUGAAGGAGGGGAUGUAAAGCAAGUUCGUAGGAUUUUGUUCGGGCAAAUGAACGCCUACCCUCAGAAGAAGGUUAUUACUUUCAACAAGCAUACCGACGAUUUCACUUUCAAUGUAAACUACGCCGAUUUGAACCAUCUGAGCCCUCAGGAAGUAGCUAACAUCGGUAAGUUGAAUUUAUCGCAUGUGGAAUUGAAGAAUGUGGCGAAAGCUUUCGAGAAACAUAAGGGCGAAAAUGUAGAGUCGAAAGGAAUCAAGGCUCACUUUUUCAUGGGCGAUUCCGGCUUAUUUGAUCUGACUGGCGUAGAGUUUGUUUUUGAGAAACAAAAAGUCGGCGAUGACUCUGAUGAUGAGAGCACUCUAUCAAAGUUGGGAAGCACAAUCAGUAAGCUCUUCUCAGGUGAGAAAUCUGAAACAAAGGAGGAGGCUAAUAAGACCCAAGAGGCGACAGAGAAUGUAAAUAAGACCGACACGCAGUCAAAUACAACACAAUCUGCGGAAGCACCUAAAAACGAGACGGUCAAACUUGUUACAAUCAAAGAGCCAGUUGAAUACAAUUCCAGGUAUUUGUACACCCCACCUUUGACCGGAUCGUCCUUCGAUAAAUCCCAAACGAAAGUAGAGGAAAUAACUAAAAUCGAGAGGGAACGUACCAGACGUGAAUCCGCUCUGAACGCUCUUGAAUCGCAUGUAAUCGAUGCUCGUGAAAAACUGAGUAACGAAGAAUACUCCAAUUGUGCGACACCAGAAGAAAUUGAGAAAAUCCUAGCUGAGUGUACGGUCAUCUCGGAUUGGUUGUACGAGGACGGAGAGGAUGCCGAUGCUGAGGCUUACGAAAAGCGGUUGAAUGAACUUCGAGUUCUUACCAAUGAGGUUUAUGCUCGUCACUGGGAGCACCAAGAACGUCCCGAAGCCCUCAAAGCACUUACCGAAAUGAUCUCCGGAGCAGAGAAAUUCCUCGUCUCAGCCAUGAAUCUUACAAAAGACACAAACCCUGAAAAGGAUGUUUUCACUCAAGUUGAAAUCGACACUCUUAGCCGAGUCAUUACAGAAACCAUCGAUUGGCAAAAGACGGAAACAGAGGAACAGGAGAAGUUGAAGCCGAACGAAGCUGUCCGUCUCACAGUAAAAUCCAUAACCGACAAAAUGGCACUGCUGGAUCGCGAAGUCAAGUAUUUGGUCAACAAAAUCAAGUACUGGCGACCGAAGAAGCCUGCGAAGAAAGCCAAGGGCGAAAAAGCUGACAAUACCACAGCAGAUACAGAGGGGCCGGGAAGUGGUUCUGAAGCGUCCCCUGAAGGUGACCAAUCGCCACCAACGCAGGAAGAACCACCACUCGAUGUCGAUGAAACUCCGUUUGUGACGGAACCUAGCAGCGAAGAGGCGAAAACUCCGCAUGGAGAACUUUAAAAUUAGCAGAGAGUAAAAGGCUAGGCACAAUUUCUUUUCUAGACAUAGAAAUCAGAGGAGGAAAUUAAGAAAUUUUUUUAUCAUGCAAAUUAAAUUAUUUGAAGGAGAUCCAGAAAAAAAUCGUUUAUACAAAAUAAUUAUAUUAAAAUAAGAACGUGGCGAAGAAAUAGUUUGGUUGGAAGAGAGAAUUUGAGUGCAAGCGCUGGCUAUCCGUUGCAGGCUAGACACCGGAGAUAGAGAUGAAAACACGAGCAUCAUUGGGGCUCGUGAAACAUGAACAAUUUUAGAUAUUCCGGAAGUCAUUUGUAGUGAUAACGAGUUGUCGGGACCUCGGUCGUUUUCAAAGCAGUUUCCUUGUACGUAGAUCUAUUCAAUUAUUCCUGCUUUCUCUCUCUCUCUUUCGUUCUUUGACCUCCAAUCUUUGUUGUCCAAGCUUAUACUUAAGUCUCUUUUGUUUCGUAGAUUACUCACUCAUUCCGCUGGACCGUGCCGUACCGAUUGUAAUGUUUUUUUUUGUUUUAUUAUUUAUUAUGCUUUAAUUAUCGACUGUUAGUCGUUACUUUGGCGUCUUGACGGAGGUAUUUUUCUGCUUUCGGACGGGUGAAGAGUUAACAGUAGACGCGGUAAAAUAAAUGAGUAUAUUCCAGUUCAAGUUUUUUUUUCUAUUUUUUAGAUUUACCUUAAUUUUCGUCUUAUUCAUAGAAUUGAGGAGAAUAAAUGAAUAAAAAUUAUUUAUAUGGCGUUAUAAUAACGACUUGAUGAGAAAUAAAUGUAAUGAUAAAUUAGAAACGAUUUGGA